Messenger RNA from Colletotrichum acutatum, 656 nucleotides. RefSeq lists its product as uncharacterized. The coding region runs from base 50 to 493 and encodes 147 amino acids. The transcript is spliced from 2 exons. Gene Ontology annotation, cellular component: membrane. The record is from RefSeq and is a predicted model, not a curated record. Lineage: Eukaryota; Fungi; Ascomycota; Sordariomycetes; Glomerellales; Glomerellaceae.
CAGAAGGGAACCACCGAAUCUCACAUUUCACUCAAAUCUCACGUCCCCAAUGUCUAGCGCUGAAGCAAACGAGACGUUUUCGCUCUUGCCAUCACGAACCACCCACCCCGAUAUCACCGCCGAAGAAGAAGAGACAAUGAGCAGCCAGGCCUUUUGGAGAGUUGGCGCCAUCUUCGGCGCCACCGCCGUCGGUCUCGGAGCCUUCGGAGCCCAUGGCCUGAAGAAACGCAUCUCUGAUCCCGCAAAGAUUGCCAGCUGGUCCACCGCCGCUCACUACCAACUUGUCCACUCCGUUGCCAUUCUCAUCGCUCGAUCCAACCCGCUCGCCGCUGGUCUUUUCACCGCGGGUGCGACCAUGUUCAGCGGUAGCAUCUACGCCCUUAUCCUCAACCCUGACCUCAAGUUCCUCGGUCCCGUCACUCCGAUUGGUGGCCUUGCCCUGAUUGCUGGCUGGCUUGCUUUGGCUUUCACCAAGGGCCGCGUUCGUUUCUGAGCCUAAGCGCUUCUCAAUGAGAUGAAGUCCAUUGCCGUGCACUUAGUCGUCGCCAAAUGAGUGCAACUGACUCCAUUCAUGUACUACUACCUGUAUCAUAGAUACCUCAGCUACUACGUGCACCUUUGAAUGCAUAUCCACUCCUCCCGAAACAGAUUGUCGC